This is a messenger RNA of Linum tenue, 1715 nucleotides long. The record is from the annotation of a GenBank genome assembly. Lineage: Eukaryota; Viridiplantae; Streptophyta; Magnoliopsida; Malpighiales; Linaceae.
CUUCUUUUCUCUUCUCUAUCACUCCAUCCAUCCAUCUCACCGGCGAUUCGAUUUUCGUACUAAUAUGCUCUCCUCGAUCCUGCCGGUGAGAUCAGUAAUUUGAAAGAACAGCAAAAAAGAAUCUAGCUAGCUAGCUAGAGUUUCGUUUCUGGCCGGCGAUCUAUAUGGCGAGGAGGAGCGGCGGCGAGAGGCAGGCGAAUUCAGCAUUUACUAUGGCGGGAGGAAGCGGCGGCGGAGGGGAGCUGGAGGAGAUUUUGAUGCACGGGAGCGGAUUCUCGUUUUCGGGGACAGCUGGCGGAGGAGGGAUCUACUACGAUAUGCAGCAAAUGAUGUUGCCGCCGCCGCCGCCGCCGCUUCAGAGCGGGUUCGGUGGUGGAUUCAUGGAGCUGCUCGACGCCAGCAGUGGAUGCGCCGCGGAUUUCGGAGGAUACUCUGCUCCUUCCUCUUUGUUCGAUCUGUUUCAGACUCCGUUCCCGGCUGCCACGGUGCAGCUGGAUCUGCCGAUGUCUUCGCCGGCUGCGGGUGAGUCGUCGGAGGUCGUGAACAACCCGACGACACCGAACUCCUCGAUUUCUUCCUCGUCGAACGAAGGAGGGAACAGUAAGAAGAGCAGUAAAGACGGGAAAAAUCGCCUCAAAGAGGAAGGCGAAGAUGGUGGUGAAGAAGAAGAGGAGCAGGAUGAAGAGAAAAACACCAACAACAGCUCAAAGAAACAAGGUUGAAGGCAAAGAAGACGAAGGGCCAGAAAAGGCAAAGAGAGCCGAGAUUCGCGUUCAUGACGAAGAGCGAAGUGGAUCACUUGGACGACGGUUACCGGUGGAGGAAAUACGGCCAGAAAGCCGUCAAGAACAGCCCUUACCCUAGGAGCUACUACCGCUGCACGAGCGCGGGGUGCGGGGUGAAGAAGCGGGUGGAGAGGUCGUCCGAUGACACUUCCAUCGUCGUGACGACCUACGAGGGCCAGCACACUCAUCCUUCCCCGAUCACUCCCAGAUCGGGGGGAAGCCUCCUCAGCGGUGGAGGGAUCGGGCAUUUGUUCGCCGAUCCUGCUUUUCGCGAUCAUCAUCAGUCUGUUCUGCCGCUGCAUCAUCACUACAACCAACAGCACCACCACCAACAGCAACAACAGCAGCUUCAGAAUGCGUACAUGUACAACUCCGCGCCGUCUCUCAACAUUACCACCACCACCACCACGAGUGCUACUUCGGCGGCGUCUUUCCUGAGAGAUAAUGGGCUGCUGCAGGACAUGGUGACGUGUCAGAUGAUGGGGAAGGUUGUAGAGCCGAAGGAGGAGGAGGAGGAGCAGAGAUUCUGAGAGGAAGAGGAGGAGGAGGAGGGUAGCGAUGUAAUAUCCACCUUCCCUCUAAAACAGCUAACUUGAUGAUGGACAAUGAGGUUAAUGCCAUUCUUCUCUCUCUCAUUUGACUUGGUUUUCUUUUUGACCAUAUUUGAAUCAUGGUCGUACGUGUAGAUACGGGGACCCCUCAUCAUUGGAUGAUUAAGCGGUGAUGACUUUAUGCUUAAUUAUACUGAGCCCUUUUUUUUAAUUACUGAUCUGAUGGUGAUGAUGAUUAAUGGCGGAUCAAGGGGGAAACUAGCUAUAGUUCUACAUAUUUAUACCUUAAUAGUUAAUUCCUUCUUUCUUUUCUUUCUGGGUUCGUCUUUUUUUUUUUUUUUUUGUAUCCUAGACUCCAUAUGGAUAUUUACUAUAUAAU